AUGCCAGCCUAUCAUUCCGCCUUCAAUGCCGAUACUUCUGUUCGUCAAGUAGGUAAUAUGGCUUUAUUGCCUAUCAACACCAAGAUUAGAGGUCCUGCUCCAAUAGCUUCUGAUCCCAACGAGCCUGAUAUCAUUGAAGAAUCCCUUGACUUGUUUCGAGCCAACUGCCUAUUUCGAAACUUUGAAAUCAAAGGUCCAGCGGAUAGAUUAAUGAUUUAUUUGAUCUUAUUCAUCUCGGAUUGCUUGACGAAACUAGCUCCUACAGCAGGAAAACCUUCGCCUGGAUAUCAAGAAGCACUGAAGAUACUUCAAACGCAAGCUGUCGAUACUUUUGCUUUACCUGGCGACGCUGGUUUCCCAUUAAAUUCAUUAUAUCACGCUCCUGCCAACAGGAUGGAUGCAGACGCACUCCGAUCAUAUCUUACUCAAACUCGAUCCGAAUUGGCUAUCCGACUAGUUGACAGACUCUAUCCUCACGAACAAGUUCUGGGAUCUGACGGACAACCUACCGGUCAAUCAGGUGGGAGAGCAAGUAAACCUAGUAAAUGGUGGAUGUCAUUCCAAAAGAGAAGAUUCAUGGGUAGAUCACUUAGUGCUUAA
Messenger RNA from Kwoniella shivajii, 600 nucleotides. RefSeq lists its product as uncharacterized. The transcript is spliced from 7 exons. The record is from RefSeq and is a predicted model, not a curated record. Gene Ontology annotation, molecular function: actin filament binding. NCBI's taxonomy places the organism in Eukaryota, Fungi, Basidiomycota, Tremellomycetes, Tremellales, Cryptococcaceae. The coding region runs from base 1 to 600 and encodes 199 amino acids. Gene Ontology annotation, cellular component: cytoskeleton; Arp2/3 protein complex. Gene Ontology annotation, biological process: regulation of actin filament polymerization; Arp2/3 complex-mediated actin nucleation.